Molecule: messenger RNA, 1794 nt
Organism: Schistosoma spindalis
Lineage: Eukaryota; Metazoa; Platyhelminthes; Trematoda; Strigeidida; Schistosomatidae
Source: the annotation of a GenBank genome assembly
AUCUGUUAAGUCAGACAAUUGUCAAAUCACUGGAAAUUUGUUUAACUAGUUAAAUUAACUGGUUCGUAUCGAUGCUCGCUUUUGUACUAGCGUCUUGCUUACCAUAAUGGAAACAGAGAGAAGUGACAAGUUGUUGCAAGAAAAAGCAAGGAAGCAGCUGGCAAAGGAUCUUAAGCCGAUUGAAAAGCUCAGAUACCAGUGUCUUUUACGUGGUGCAUCCGGGAUAGCUGGUAUAGGAAGACAAUUUCGAAUUAUUGACGAUGAUGGAAACAAAAAACUUGAUUUCAAGGAAUUUUUGAAGGGGUGCAAAGACUUCGGUGUGGAUUUGUCCAAAGAUGAAAUUAAAGAAAUUUUUGAUGAAAUCGACACAGAUCAGAGUGGAUUUGUUGAUUUUGAUGAGUUUCUAAUGUCUUUAAGACCUCCUAUGAGCAAAUGUAGACUUGACGUGCUGAACAAAGCAUUUUUGAAAAUGGAUAAGACGAAAGAUGGUGUAAUAACUAUUGAAGAUUUAAAAGGCGUGUAUAAUGUGAAAAACCAUCCAAAGUUUAUAAAUGGAGAAAAAACUGAAGAUGAAAUUUUAGUUGAAUUUUUAAAAACAUUUCAACCACAAAACAAUGCUGAUGAAGUUGUAAGCAGUUUUAAGCAAAUUUUAUUCUUCUAUAAACAUGAAUAUCAUUGACAUUCAGUUAUCUUUUUCAAAUUUUACGAUUUUGUUUUCUGACUACAUUAUGAACAGAAGUCCUGGGUAUUUCUUAUCAGUAAUUUUUGUACUGUUUUUAUUUUAUGUGUUACCACCGUCGUAUUUUUGAAUCCUCUCCUUAAUGCUCAAAACACUACAGUUGUUUUGAUCUUACAUUUACAGAUGUGAUAUUUGAAAUCAGCAAAAGUGUAUAGUUUCAGUUAAACAUUAAAUAGUAAUCAGAAAUAUGAUGCAAAAAGCUAUUUGAUAAAAUUUAUUUUGCUUUAAACAUAAAAAUGGGAUACUUGUGGCAGGCAUAUUUUUAGAUUUGAGACACUUUAAAAUUGUGCCAUUACAUACUACAACUGUCAUCACAAAUGUAUAACAACAAUAGCUCCUCAAACUUGACAUAUCUAAUCAUAUCAUACCAUUCAGUGUAAAUAAUCUAUUCUUUAAAGUGGUAAUUUAAAACUUAUAAGGAAAAUGCGUUUAUACAGGGCCAAGGUAAAUUUUAUUAUCGUUUUAAUUCUACUAACCACAAAAAUUGACAUAUUUUGGUAAAGGAUUGAUUUGAGAGAAAUAACAUGACAGUUCUAAAAAUUUAAUAAAUAUCCGAAAGCAGAAAUGGAUAAUUGUUUCUCAUUAAUUGCCAACGUUUUGAGAAUGUAUAUAUGUUCAACUUUUUCGAAUACUGAACUCAGGAUAAUAGAUAUUUCUCGGUAGUUUUGAUUUACUUAACAUUUUUACUUAACACAAUUUACAUAAUUGUUAACCAUUAUUAUUCUAAAGAUAAGUGUUUUUCUUCUAUAUUAAUUGUGAUGAAGCAAAACAAAAAAAAACGCUAACUUUAAAUAUUUCAGGUGACAAGAGAAGAAUUUUUCAAUUAUUACACUGGUAUCAGCGCAUCAAUUGACAAUGAUGCUUAUUUCGACUUAAUGAUACGACAAGCCUAUAAAAUUUAAACUGGACAAAGUUUGUUUACUCAGUGUAUCUAUUUAUAUACAUGUAUAUAUGUAUACAUAUGACUUAUUUUAGGCAAUUUUUUAGUUUGUUGUGUGUAAAAAGUAGAACGUAACAUGUAUUGCCUACUAUAUACCAUGCAAAUGUUGAUGAUG